Molecule: messenger RNA, 2919 nt
Organism: Menidia menidia (Atlantic silverside)
Lineage: Eukaryota; Metazoa; Chordata; Actinopteri; Atheriniformes; Atherinopsidae
Source: the annotation of a GenBank genome assembly
ACAGAAACAGGUGAAGCUCCAGGCAUUUGCUAACCAUCGGCUGGUGGGAAAACAGCUUUCUCCUUAAAGUUUGUUUAUAUAAAAAAGUUAAGUUAUUUCUAUUUGAACACAUUUUGUGUGGUAUUCAGGACCUGCUUUUUGUUGCUGCUGUGUGGGUGAGAUCCUGAUGGCACAUGUUGACGAGUAACCAGCAAGCUGCAGCGAGAUAACAGAAACAUCUCGGGCUUUUCAUAAAAAGAAAAUGGGGUACCCAUUUUUUCUCCUUGUCAUGCUCAACAUCUGCUCAUUUGGAAGUUUAUUGCAAACAUCUUUUGCAUUGGGCAUCUUUGAUACAGUCCAGACAACUCACACCACAGGUGGAACCAUCACUGGUUUGGAUAAUGCAGAAAGUGAAGUUAUAUUUCAUACUGACGGCUCUGAGGAUGGCAGUGGCCUUAAUCCUAGCAGUGUUGCCUCACCCCAAAGCGAAACGCUAAAAAAGCUUGAACAAGAAACCAAAGAAAACUACCAUGGACCUGGAUUCAAACUAAUUACAGAACCAGCUCUUGUUGAGCACCAUACAGAGGCUCAUAAUCAAGGAGCUGACAAAGCUAAUGCUUCUAUAACAGGAUACUCUCAGUCCACUGUGGUUUCAGAAGAGGCUCUUUUGGAAGGCAGUCAAAUGAUAUCUGAAGAAGAGCUACAGAGUCAUGCAUCUACAAUGAAAUAUGAUCCUCAGACUCGUGGAAACAGUGCUAAACUCACCAUCCAAACUAAUGUCUUUCCCCUCAUGACAAAUCAUUACCUGAUGGGACCUGGAGAGCCCUGUGUGCUUGGUGAUCCACCCUGUGCUGUUUUUAAUAACGUCAAUGGCACCAGUUUACUUUGGGAUGACAUGAAACGCACUCUGGCAUUUGCCUGGGAGCUGCACGUCUAUGGAUCAGCAAGCCUCUUCACACUGAUGGCAGUCUUGGCUCUUUUGGGAAUAGCUGGAGCAUGCACUCUUCCUCAUCCUCUCUGUGACAUCCUGGCCUUGUCAAAUAUUCUGCUAAUUGUGGGUGGUGCUUUUAGAGCUGGCCUCCUUUUACUUGAUCCUUACGGUACCCGUCAGAUCCUGCCACAUGUCACACUGGCGGCUCUACAUAAUCUUCCCCUGCAGCUGCUUCUGUGGACCCAGAUUGCCCUUGCGCUAGUCACAAUGAGAGGGAUACAACUAUUAGUUUUCCCAUUAAAACUGGAGCACCCGUGGGUAGUUGGAUGGGUUGUUCUGUCCCAUUGCACUGCAUUAGUUGCAGCAGACUUAUACUCUUCAACCUUUUCCCCUGUUGUCCCUCUUUUACUGCAAACCCUCUCCCUAUGUUGGGGCAUUCCUUUCUGUUUGUUGAUCCUCACUAAGUCCUUCUCCGAUCCUCAUCCCCUCCACAGGUCCUCUGUACCACAGUGGGUUCCCUCAAAGAGGACAGAAAGGCUUGGAAAACGGGUAAUAGCAGUAUGUGCCUUCCUCGGGUUGCUGUGCUGCAGCCUUCAGAUGUAUAGUCUCUUUUGGCUUUAUGGGCUGCUGGGAAAUUGGAGGCAGUUUGGAUGGGGUUGGUGGCUGAGUCAGUUUUGGGCCAGAAUUCUUGAAUUGGCAUGGGGUUUCUCAUUGCUCUUCUUGGGAUCUUGGAUCUUCUGGACACCAUCUAAGGGUCAUGCAAGAGGUGACCAUGGGCAAAGUGGAGGAGAGGAGUCUAAAAGUGUGGAAGAGAAGAGCUUUUGGCGUAAACUCAAGGCUGCUGUGCUGAAAGGCCCACUGAGAAAAUCUGAAAAAUCCUGGGAAGCCCUGAUUCCUAAUAACUGGGCAAAGUAUAAGCUGUCAAAGGAAGGCAUCAACAACAAUGCCAUGUACCCAUGCAAUGACGAACCAGACCCUAUUGCCAAGGAAUAUUUCUCCGAUCCAAUUAGCAGUGGCAGCGCUGACUCACAGUCUGCUCUGCUGUGGCAAAAGGUUGGCGAGCGGGAAUGUGUACUUUCACUUGUAGAAUUUGACAUUGGCCCCCCAUCUCCUAUUAACCUCAGACGUAGUAUUGACAACGCCCUUUAUCACGGGCAGCUUGUGGCAGGCGGUUUAUUUACACCUCCACCUCCUACUUGGAAUAUGCACACAGAUGGAGACACCGGUGCAACAACGUUCCGUCCAGGUUAUGUUGGCUACAGGUGGAAUCUGGAUACAGAGUCUAUAUCUACGUCCCUUGACCAUUUCCAGGCCAAAGAACCUGCACAGUCACUUGAUUGUAACAGCCUCACUGGGUCUCUUGCAGCUGCCCGAAAGGGAGAAGAAUUCUCAGUGGUUAUGCAUCAGCAUGACUGGUCUGAUGACGACAUCACAGACCUCUGAACUGUGGUCCAUCUUAGGAACCCCUAAUCUGAAAAUAAUGCUACCUUCAAGAACGGACACAAGCAUGAGACAUAGAGUGUAGUGCUCUGUCAGGAUGGGACCACACGAGAGGUGAAGCUGAACUUGUGUUGUCUAAUGAUUAUUUAUUGGGGUCUAUUUUGCUCGUAUUCAUCAUAGAAACUAACAAUGACUAAUUAUAUUUUUCAAAAACUCUCAAUUUACAUGGUAUGUAGGUUUUACAGAAUAUGGUUUUAAUUUAAAUGACUCCUGUGAAUUACUUUAAUUUUGUUUGUUUUAGAACAAAUGCACAGAAAUGUCUGACAAAGUACAAUUUGGCAAAAUGUAUUUUGCAGAGAUAUUUGCACUUGAUGUGGAUACAAUUGAUUAUUGUUGGCCAACCUAUGUCUGUGUUAUUUGUUGGUGUUGAACUGACGAAUUUUAAAUCACCAAGCUUUAAUGUCUUAUGAUCUCAGUUAAAACAUUCAGUUCCAAACUUUGUUUGAGAUUUUUGCACAAAUUAAUAACUCAAUGUGUAUAUUCUGCUAUUUAUUAAUAAAGACACUUUA